Culex pipiens pallens (northern house mosquito) is the source of this 1903-nucleotide messenger RNA. RefSeq names its product mitogen-activated protein kinase p38b-like. Gene Ontology annotation, biological process: intracellular signal transduction; protein phosphorylation. Gene Ontology annotation, molecular function: MAP kinase activity; ATP binding. Gene Ontology annotation, cellular component: cytoplasm; nucleus. The record is from RefSeq and is a predicted model, not a curated record. Bases 641 to 1717 code for a protein of 358 amino acids. NCBI's taxonomy places the organism in Eukaryota, Metazoa, Arthropoda, Insecta, Diptera, Culicidae. The transcript is spliced from 7 exons.
GUGUGGGAUAUUCCCGAUAGUUUUUUGUAUCAGUGACGGCCGGGCGUUAAUCGACUUCUGUGACGUGUCCCUGGAUGGCUAAUGGGAAGGAAAUGAGGCAAAAAUAGCAUCGUUUCUUUUGAUACUUAUUGCGGGAGACGGUGUCGCGUCUAAGCCAUAAUAAUAUAAUACACAUCUGAAGGUAGUUUGAAGAAGAUUGUGAGAGAGAGGUGUGUGCGGAAGAGAGCUUGUUUAUUUUUGGUCUAUUUCUGAGCUUGAAGAAGUCGCUGCAUAACACCGACACCGUGUGACCUGUACAAUAUUUUUUACACUUUGUUGGGUUGUGCCAGCGGGGAAAAGGAAGGCUUACUGACCGGGUUAUACAAGUACAGAUAAGCGAGUUUGCAGUCUGAGUGACUUCAUUAGGGAAAAUUAUCAACCUGGACGAUAUUGGACGCGCAUUAAAACGGUGGUUCCACCUUAUCUCGUAUUUCAGCAGUUAUCAGCAGAAGAAGCCAUCAUCGUUACCUGCAAAGAAGAGACUCGUCGCCGGCCUUAAAACAGUUUGUUUACAGCGGUUUAUACUAGGAAUAAGGUGUGAAUAUUAGCAGUGAAAAUAACCCCAUAAGCAGUUAUAAGUGAGGAGUGUGGGAAUUUCGUCAUGCCGAAAUACUACAAGGUCGAGAUCAACAAAACGGAAUGGGAAGUACCGGAAAAGUACCAGAUGCUGACCCCGGUAGGGAGUGGUGCCUAUGGGCAAGUUUGUUCGGCCACCGAUAGCCAGCACAACGCCAAGGUGGCCAUCAAGAAGCUGGCGCGCCCAUUCCAGUCGGCGGUACACGCUAAGCGAACGUACCGCGAACUUCGCAUGCUGAAGCACAUGAACCACGAGAACAUCAUCGGGCUGCUGGACGUGUUCCACCCCGGUGGGAACACCCUGGACUCGUUCCAGCAGGUCUACAUGGUGACGCACCUGAUGGGGGCCGACCUGAACAACAUCAUCCGAACGCAGCGCCUCUCCGACGACCAUGUGCAGUUUCUAGUCUACCAGAUAUUGCGUGGCCUUAAGUACAUUCACAGCGCCGGUAUUAUACACAGGGAUUUAAAGCCGUCCAACAUUGCCGUCAACGAAGAUUGCGAGCUUAAAAUUCUCGACUUUGGUCUGGCCCGACCAACGGAGAACGAAAUGACCGGUUACGUGGCGACCCGGUGGUACCGGGCGCCGGAGAUCAUGCUCAACUGGAUGCACUACAACCAAACGGUGGACAUCUGGUCCGUCGGGUGCAUCAUGGCCGAACUGCUGACCAGCCGGACGCUCUUCCCCGGCACGGACCACAUCGAUCACCUCACGCGCAUCAUGUUCUUCUGCGGGACACCCGGAGACGAGCUGAUGCAAAAGAUCACUAGCGAAGAGGCAAGACACUACAUUCGAUCCCUACCGAAAACGGAGAAACGGAACUUUAGUGACGUCUUUCGAGGUGCCAACCCGUUGGCUAUCGAUUUGCUAGAGAAGAUGCUGGAACUGGACGCUGAUAAGCGUAUUACCGCCGAACAGGCGUUAGCUCAUCCAUAUUUGGAGAAAUACGCCGAUCCAACUGACGAACCAACAUCCUCGCUAUAUGAUCAGAGCUUUGAGGACAUGGAUUUGCCCGUGGAAAAAUGGAAAGAACUUGUUUUCCAAGAGGUCGUAAACUUCGUGCCCCAGCAGCAUGCGCACAUCGGUGGUGAUGCCCAGUGAAGAUGCAACUUGCUCUAAAACCCCUAAACACGACGGAAAAGUCAUUAUUACAAAUCUAGCUUCUAAUCAAAACACCUUACAAAGCAUAUAGCAGCGAAACAGUGAAUGGCGAUCGAUUAAUCUUGGUUAAGAAUACGUGGCAAAGUGCGUACAACUAAAUAUGUACAACAACACAAGAAAACAAAA